Molecule: messenger RNA, 4809 nt
Organism: Strongylocentrotus purpuratus (purple sea urchin)
Lineage: Eukaryota; Metazoa; Echinodermata; Echinoidea; Camarodonta; Strongylocentrotidae
Product: MAM and LDL-receptor class A domain-containing protein 2-like
Exons: 30
Coding region: 1-4809 (1602 amino acids)
Cellular component (GO): membrane
Molecular function (GO): protein binding
Source: RefSeq, a predicted model, not a curated record
AUGUUUGGAUCCACCAUCGGUGAACUCAACUUCAUCGUCAUUGAUGACGUCACAAAGGAAGAGACCUAUCGAUGGCGACUCAACGGUCAGCAGAACCCUGACCAGGAUACAUGGCUGCAGGGCAAGUUUGGAACAUUACCUUCGAACGAUGGCAUGAUCAAAGCCGAGGCGGUAUUGGGUUACUAUAGUUACGGGGACAUAGCCUUAGACGAUCUGGAUGUGGAGACUGUAAUAUGCGAUGUUUUCCCUGAAGCAGCAGAGCCUUCAAACCAACAGACGGUCAACUGUGACUUUGAGGUGAACUGGUGUGGAUGGAGCGAUAUGGAAGAUGAUGAUAGAAACUGGAUCAGAACCCGACUCUCAACUUCAACUGGCAAUACUGGUCCUACUAAUGAUCAUACCACUGGGUUAGGUUACUACGUAUAUUUCGAGUCAUCAGGGGGCUCUCAGGGGGCCAAUGCCAAGCUUCUAUCGGUCCCCAUUCCCGCCACGCCCAGCGGAGCGUGCUUUAAGUUCUGGAUCUAUAUGUAUGGACAAUCUAUGGGCGAACUUGAGCUCUCAGCCGUAAGCACCGAUGGGCAAAAGAAUGAAUCUUUGUGGAAGCAGACAGGGACCCUUACAAACCAAUGGAUCUACAGACACAUCGACAUCGUAGCUGAUUAUCACUACCAGCUUAUCUUUAAUGCCAUCCGUGGUAUCGGUUACUGGAGCGAUAUAGCUAUCGAUGAUCUUUUCCUUGACCCUACUUCAGGUUGCCCAGCUCUCGAGCAAUGUUCCUUCGAGACGGACUUCUGUGGUUGGUCGCAGGAGAGGGUCCAUGAUGACUUUGAUUGGUCCAGGAGUCGUGGAAGAGAUCACAAGACGAUCCCUGCUGAUAAAACUACUGGGGUUGAUACAGGUUACUACGCCUGGGUGGACACCACAUCUAACCCCGUGGACGGACAGAAAGCUAUCAUCUACAGCCCGACCUACACACUGACAUCCAUAUCACACUGUCUUCGCUUCUUCUACUACCACGACGGAAUAGGCGCCCUCACGGUUCACUCUCGACAUUCUGGGACGUACUCCGAUCCGCUCUGGGUGGCGCCCCCUAUCGGUGUGAAUGGAUGGAGGUUUGGGAGCAGUACAGUGACCGAUACGAACAAUUUUGAGGCUGCCUUUAAGGGUACUGUAGGCUCUACUCCUGGAUCUCUCAUGGCCAUUGAUGAGGUCAGAAUCGACGUGGGGGCGUGCCCACCAGUAGGCUACUGUACUUUCGAGGAGCCUCUUUUGGAUUGGUCCAAUGUGUAUACAGACAAAUUUGACUGGAUCAUUCACAGCGGUAGUACAUCGAGCGGAUCGACAGGUCCAACCAAUGACCACACGCUCAACAGUGCACAGGGUCAUUACGCAUACAUUGAGACUUCUAGCUCAGCGACCGACUACAAUGCUAUUCUUCAGUCGGUGGACUUCUCUCCACGGAUCGAAGGCUGUUUCUCCUUUUGGUAUCACAUGUAUGGAAAAGACAUGGGAACACUCAACGUGCAUCUCCAAGAAAUGCAAUCUGGGAAGAGGCGGGUGCUCUGGACGAGGACUGGAGAACAAGGGAACUAUUGGAGGCUAGCAGAGAUUGAGGUGUCUUCAGGGGUCUACCAUCUGAUCGAGUUUGAAGGCAUUGAUGGAACAAGCUAUACGGGUGAUAUUGGGCUAGAUGAUAUACAAUACACCGAGCAUAGCUGCCUUUACGUCUCACCCCCUACGCCCGCACCCACCAAUCCGCCCACCUCUGCUCCUCUCCAAUGGGACUGUACGUUUGAGGGCGCUACACUCUGCUCGUGGUCCCAAGUGACCACCGAUGAUUUUGAUUGGUCCAUUCAAACUGGUAGCACUCCAACGGUCGGGACUGGACCCCCAGCAGAUCACACCACUCAAACUAAAGACGGUUUCUACAUCGCCAUUGAUGCUAGCUCUACCAAUACUGAUGAUGCGGCUCGUCUCUAUAGCAACAGCAUCCCAGCAGGAAACCACAUGUGUAUGACUUUCUGGUACCACAUGUAUGGGGCGCAUGUGGGAACACUGAAUAUCGGCUAUGGGAACUCACUAUUAGAUACAGAUCGCUCAGUUAUCUGGACCAAAUCGGGAGACCAGAGUUACAAUUGGAUGUUUGGACGGGUAGCCAUCAUCACCACCGACACCAACCCCAGUGUGUAUCUGGAGGGCAAAGCAGGGGACGGUUACCAAGGAGAUAUAGCCAUCGAUGACAUUGCUUUCAACUAUGGAGACUGUCCUACUUUAUUAUUCUGUGACUUCCAGGCUGAUGACGCAUGUGGGUAUGCUAAUGAUGAUACGGAUAUGAUGGACUGGACUCGAGAUAGAGGGAUGACUUCAGAAGUAACCCUGCCCUCUGUUGAUCAUACAUCGGGCACAGCUGAUGGCUUUUACAUGCGGAUCAUGACUGGUCAGCUGCCAAGGGUUGGUGAUACUGGAACCCUGCUGUCAUCUCUGUAUCCCGCUCCUCUCAGUGGGUUUAGAUGUACUGAGUUCUGGUAUAUGAUAAGCGAUGACUUUGGAGAACUAAUAGUUGCAGCAUACCAAAUAGACCCCUCGGGAGUUAUCCUACCGACCGGAAUAUCUACAACGUUUACCGAGCCAACCAGUGGCUUUUGGCGCAAAGCCUCCAUUGAAGUACCUUCCAUUAAUGCAAACGUGUUCACAUUCACGCUGGUGGUCAAGAAAGGAAUCCAAGGUGUCUUUGCUGCUCUAGAUGAUAUCUACGUCAAAGAUCAGCGCUGUACAGGUCAACUAGGAUCAUGUGACUUCGAGGUGGACACCUGUGACUGGACAAACACGCAGAAUGCUGAUGAGAUCGACUGGCUAAGGCAUAGCGGUUCUACAGGCGCUCAAGGCACUGGUCCAACGUUUGACCACACCACUGGCACCCUAUCGGGCUGGUAUAUGUACAUCGACUCCACCCUGGGCUCCUUUGGGACCAGGGCCAGACUGGAGUCUUCUAGCAUCGAUCCUCCAGAGGACUUUGCCUGCUUCAGUCUUUGGUACCAUAUGACGUGCAGUAGUGACAGCAAGAACACGCUCACGGUUGCCUGGGAAACCUCUUAUCAGACGAACAUACUGUGGUCUUUCACUGGAGUAGCUGAAGACGAGUGGAACUACAGACAACUUACAUUUGUUGUCAAUGAGCAGUAUAGGAUGAUGAUAGAGGGCGUGCUAGCAGACACAGCUGCCUGUGAUAUUGCCAUUGAUGACCUGUACCUGUUUGACGGAGCUUGCAGUGCGGACACCACCCCUGCGCCGCCGUUCGCUUGUCUUACGGGCGGUACGGUAGUGGAUGCGAGUAAAGUCUGUGACAUGAGAAUGGACUGCAGUGAUGGGUCAGAUGAGAUGAAUUGUGGCUCUUGCUCUUUUGAAGACGACCAAUGCGGUUACACCACCGACCCCGCAGGCCUGUUGCCAUGGAUACGACAAGGAGGAGGAGCCUCCACCACUCCGCCUCCCAACCUCCUCCUACCCCCAGCAGACUAUGACGUAGUGAAUGGUACAUACAUGGUUGUAGAUGGCACUGCCAACCCUGUCGCAGCCGGAGAUUACGCCCGGCUGGUCAGUCCAAUGAUACAGGAGACGGGUACAAACUGUGUUCUCGUGUUCUGGUACUACCUUGCUGGUGCAGAUGAUAUCAUUGUGACGUACAAGACCUCACCAAUUGAAGAGACCGUCAUGUAUCGAGCUGCUAUACCAAUGACGGGAUCUUGGGAGCAAGGAUUAUUCCUCGUCGGACGAAUAAGAAUGCCAUUCCAGAUGAAUUUCCUUGGUGUGCGUGACCGGAAUGCCGAUGGGGGCGUCAUAGCCGUCAGUGACAUUCAUAUGUCUAUCUGCAUGUUCCCAGACAUACAGACUUCAUGCCAGGACGAGCAGUUUGCAUGCUCUAACAGAGCUUGCAUCAACAUGCAGGGGGUCUGCGACUUUAGAGAUGAUUGUGGGGACUACUCGGACGAGUUGCAGUGUGACCCAGACGCAUAUCCAGGGCGAUGUGACUUUGAGUCCAGCAUGUGCUCCUACACGAACAUCCCUGCUGACUACACGUGGGUGCGAACAUCCGGGGCACUCACCCAGGGAGCGCCUUACGCUCCUACCCGUGACCACACGUCCAACGACAGAGGGGGCUAUUACAUGCUUGCUGAUGCCAUGGGAACGAGGCAGGGGGAUGUUGCUCGGAUAGCAUCACCAGUGUUCCGUCCUACUGGAACUACAUCUACCUGCAUGAUUCGCAUGGCAAUCUUUGCACAUGGACCCGAUGCAGGCAUACUGACCAUAUACACCAGGACCUCCAUAGGUGGCCCACUCACAAUCCUCAGGAGCUUUACUAACUUUGACGGGGACAGCUUUGGGUGGUACUUUGGUGAUUACAUAACUGUUCAGGACGCCUACCAGGUGAUCAUUGAGGCAGCUACAGGCAGUGGACCUGACGGAGCAAUCGCCAUUGACGACAUCAGUUUCUCAAACUGUGACCUUUCAGAUGAUCCUCUUCCUGUGGGUACCACAGAUCCUCCACCUACCACUCUGGCCCCCUGUCCUGUAGCUUCUGAUUACCAAUGCGGUGAUGGACAGUGCAUACCACAGGAUCAGGUCUGUGACUUCAUCACACAAUGCGUCAGCGGAAGGGACGAACGAAACUGCGGUGCUUGUGAGUUUGAUGACAAAGGAAUGUGUGGGUCUCAAGUGUUAGGAUGGACGCCUACAGAAGCGGUUUCUGAUACCGCGAAUCUCCCUACAGACCACAACAACAACCCAUCAGGCAUUGGUCUCUGCAAGUGA